This is a messenger RNA of Penicillium canescens, 2837 nucleotides long. Its product is annotated as Zn(II)2Cys6 transcription factor domain-containing protein. The record is from RefSeq and is a predicted model, not a curated record. The coding region runs from base 447 to 2837 and encodes 796 amino acids. Gene Ontology annotation, biological process: regulation of DNA-templated transcription. Lineage: Eukaryota; Fungi; Ascomycota; Eurotiomycetes; Eurotiales; Aspergillaceae. Gene Ontology annotation, molecular function: zinc ion binding; DNA-binding transcription factor activity, RNA polymerase II-specific. The transcript is spliced from 3 exons.
GUUUCUCCGUAAGAUGGGUCAUUAUUGGUUUACUGACUCCACCAUCUUCGAGUCCUUCCCCAGAUCGUCUCGGUUCCCCCCAGAUCCCAGGAAUCUCAGUAUUCUCUACAUGCGCUGCCUCACGGACGUAAAUGGGCGGCCCACAGACUAAGGGACUGAGCUCUGAUGAUCGCAGCUUACAGCCUUGUCGAACCGGCAUAAACCCACGGUCAUGUAGAAGGCGCAUGCCCUUCUAGUUCCUUUGACCCGAAAUCUUAUCAUCGGCGCCACGCGCUUUCAGCCCCACAAACCCCGCAAAAAUUUGCGAAACUCGCGUACCCCGGAAUCGGGCAAAUUUGUCAACUUAAAUAUGUCUGCCUUACUCCUUACGGUGAUGCAUACUGAGGAGCCAAAACAAUCGUCUCCUUUCUGUUACAGACCGCGGUUGUUGGCUUCCAUUUUUCACCAUGGAGGACUCCCGUCGACGUCAGCUUCAUAGUUGCGACCAAUGCCGCAAGGGAAAGAGGGGCUGUGAUGCACCGAAGAAGCGAAAGGAAAACGGCUUCUCUUGUUCGAACUGCAAACGAUGGAAGAAAGAGUGCACAUUCAAAUGGAUUGCCUUGAAGCAUACAGACCACACCGGAGGCCGGAAAAGAAAACAGUCAGGCGCUGGGGGUCCACAUCGGAAUCCUGAUGUUUCUUCAAUUACGAGUUCAUGUAGUGCCAUCCUAGACGAGACGCUGCGAUCUUCACAGUGGUAUACUGUCAACCCUGCGCAUAUGGCCGAGGCCUCUAGUUUUGCUUCCACCUCGCCGUCCUCAAUUGUCCCCGAAGAAGCAAUUCCAGAAGGGUUGGAACCUAUCGGGCCAGUUGAUGGCCACUCGGGAACGUUUCCUUGGAUAAUGGAAAGCCCUAAUCAUUGGAAUACCAGCGCAGUGAGUGAAGGGUCAGAAAAGGCCAUGGGAGGAAUUGGAUACCAGGCAACAUGGAAUGCCUCUUUACCUAUAUCUUUUGGUAGCACCCUUGACCUGGCCCAGGAGGUUGAAGAUGGUUCCAGCUCCUCUUCUUCCGGGUUCACGAACCCAAUUCUCAAGCCUAAUGACAGCAGAUAUUCCUCAACAUCUUCUUCCAAUGGAAUAUUAAAGCCAAGUUUCCAAUCUGGCUUUUGUACCGCUUCCGACAGUACCGCUAGGGGAAUACGCUCGUGCGACGAUGACACGCAACUUGAUUCGCAUAUAUCACGAUACGACUCGGCCGGUGUCGUGCUGCCUUACAGAGAGAUGAAGGAGUGGGGACCGAGUUGGUCGAACAGAAUGUGUAUUCGGGUUUGUCGUUUGGAUCGUGCUUCGUCCUCAAUACGCGGUAGGGCUCUAAGCGCGGAAGAGGACAAAACCGCAUUUAAAACACUGCAUCUGGCAAUCAUGGCGUUUGCCUCGCAGUGGACUCAACAUGCCCAGAAGGGUACAGGUCUAUCUGUCCCAGCGCAAAUCGAGUACGAUGAAAGAGCCAUUCGAGAGAACGUUUGGAAUAAGGCAAGGCAAGCCUUGGAGCAAUCAACUGGAAUACCUUCUUUCCGUAUUAUCUUCGCGAAUAUCAUCUUCUCCUUGACGCAAAGUCCAUUGGACAAGGGGCAGGACUCACGACUCGGUAAGCUGUUAGAGAAUGACCCUGCGCCGAUAUUCCUCGAAACUGCGAACCGCCAGCUUUUCACUCUUCGCCAUAAAUUUACGAGGCUUCAACGAGAGGCCCCUCAAUGUUUGAGAGAGUCUCGAAGAGGGUCGAUAGGAUCAACAAUGACCGACAUGUUCGAACUGACCACUCCUUCUCAGUCUCCCAGGGUCGACCCGAUUCUCACUAGUCAUGACCACCGCAGUACGCUUGGUCUUAUGUUCUGGCUAGGAGUCAUGUUUGAUACCUUAAGUGCGGCGAUGUAUCAACGUCCCCUCGUGGUGUCGGAUGAGGACAGUCAAAUUGCAUCGGCAUCGCCAAGCACGCUUGAAACCGAAUACAAGGUCGAUCUCGACGGCUGGAAUAUUCCAGGAAGUAAGGCUUGCCACAAGCAUGAUGUAUGGGGUGAUUUCUUUCUCCGUCAUCCCGUGGACGGUCGAGAGUAUAGCAAAUCCCAGCCAAGGUGGCCAUGCUCUUACGAAGAAGCGGCCUCUGUACUUUCAGAGGCAACCCCUGUCAAAGUCUUGCUAUACCGUCGAGUCACGCAACUUCAAACCCUGGUCUAUAGAGGGGCAAGUAGCGAUUGCCUAGAAGACGUGAUCAAAAAGACCAUGCUGGUCUACCAGCACUGGAAUUAUACAUACCAGACAUUCAUGCUAGAUUGCGUCGCUAGCCACCAACUACUUCCUCCUCGCAUCCAAUCGUGGUACAUUAUACUUGAUGGCCAUUGGCAUCUUGCUACAAUGCUUUUGGCAGAUGUGAUAGAAAGCAUUGACAACGGCAGACUCGGCUCUGACACUGCGCGCCGGGCUCGCGAAGCUACAGACAUCGUGUCUAAACUCAGGACAGAUAAUGCUCUUGCAGUCGGUGCACUGGCUCGCUCCUCACUUAGAGGACAAGAAUCCACCAUGAACCGCCAUUUCCAUGAUUCUGUGAACGAAGUGGCUUUCUUAGUUGAGCCAUGGACUGUCGUUCUUGUUCAUUCGUUUGCCAAGGCGGGGUACAUCUCUAUAGAAUGUUUGGAUGUGUCUGAUGAGCACGAUGUGCUAGCUGAGUGCUUCCGGGAUAAUUGUGAAGCAUGUAUCGCUGCGCUUCAAUAUUUAGGGAGAAAGUCUGAUAUGGCUUGCUUGGUUGCUCAAAAUUUGUCGAUAUCUUUGGAUUUGAAACUCGGCCAGAAAUUAUGGGGAUAG